AUGAUCGGUGCCGCUAGGCGCUGGUUCCAGCGCAAUCGCAAAGGUCUCGCGAUCGGGGCUGGCGUGCUAGGAGCUGGCUACCUGGCAGGCCAGUAUGUGCUAUCCAAGAUCUCCGAGGCACGCGAGCGCAUGAGCAGUGACCGCAUUGCCCGCGAAAAUCUCCGCCGGCGCUUCGAACAAAAUCAGACCGAUUGCACUUAUACCGUUCAAGCUUUGCUCCCGACAGCCACAGAGAACAUCAUUGAAGCGCUCCCCGUGGAGGAGCUAACGAAGGAGUUGCAGAAGAAGCGGGCGGAGAGGCUGGCGCGUCUCAAUCCCGGGGAAGGUUCAGGAUCUGACAUGACAUCGGUGGCAGCAAGUGUCAAUAACGAUGAUCGGAAUAGUCUUUCGAGCUUCCAGAGCGAGGGCUAUAUGCAUGCGAGCCAGGUGGAGUCUGGAGAUGCGGAGGGCCAGCCCCGAGUGAAACGGAACAAGACGCAGCUGUGGAACGAGGUUAAGAUCACAUCUAUCACAAGAUCCUUUACCUUGAUCUAUACUCUCUCGUUGCUCACCAUCUUCACCCGCGUCCAACUCAACCUGCUAGGCCGACGGAACUACCUCUCCAGCGUCAUCUCUCUGGCUACCCCUCCCACCGAUUCGACUAUCAGCUUAGAAGACCACGAUGAUGAUAUGACACAGACAUUGGGCGAUGACUUUGAAACAAAUCGGCGAUACCUGGCUUUCAGCUGGUGGCUACUCCACCGUGGAUGGCAAGAGCUUGUGGCGCGGGUCCAGCCCGCCGUGGAGGAAGUUUUCGGCCCUUUGAACCCGCGUGAAGAUAUUAGCCUGUCCAAGCUUUCGGAGUUGACUCUCCAGAUUCGGAGGAAGGUCGAAGGAAAUACAGAAGAGGAGCGGCGAUCGAAGAAAUGGUUAUCCUGCUUACUGCCGCCUGCAGAGGAAGAAGAAUACGUCCUUCGUGAAUCAGGUGUCGAAGGCGUAGCAGACCCAUCCUCUACACAAACUGCGUCGAAGCUGCGCCACCUUCUCGAUGAAACCGCCGAUCUCAUCGAUUCACCUUCUUUCUCUUUUGUUUUGACCCUGCUCAACAAUGAAGGGUUCUCGACCUUGAUUGACGCAAAGUGCGCCAACGAGGCUUUCAAGGCAUCGCCUGUUCCCGAAACGACCCCUCAGUCAUUCGACUCAAUGGCCACCGUCGUUCCUCCCAGUACCACCGAGCGCAAAACAAAACUUGCCAACCUCCUAGCAGUGAUGGCUCGCCAGGCACACGUUAUCGGAGUUGGAGCCCACACAAACAACGAGUACUUAGCUGCCAUGGAUCAAAAUGUGCGAGAGCUAGAGGCAUUUUCUGCUGUAAUCUACAGCUCGAACUUUGACCUCGAGCUUCCUGGGGCCAACAAGGCCGCAGCCGAAGGCGAAGGAGAGCAAGCAUUCGGCUCCUCCUCAUACGCCACAGUCAUGGUCGAGAAAGAACCGGAAAACAGCGAUCAUCUGACCCAAAGCGCCCCAAUUCUUGUCGGUGACGACGUUGAUGAAGAAAUUGUGAGCACUGGUGCACAGAGGGGACCGGAGACCGGGAUUCUGGGAGAAUCGGCUUUUGAGCAGGCCUGGGGCAAGGCCGUAGAAGAUGGGAAUACAUCUCCCCAGUCUGAGGGCCAGACGACUCUGUGA
Messenger RNA from Penicillium maclennaniae, 1668 nucleotides. Its product is annotated as peroxisomal biogenesis factor 3. The transcript has 4 exons. Lineage: Eukaryota; Fungi; Ascomycota; Eurotiomycetes; Eurotiales; Aspergillaceae. Gene Ontology annotation, cellular component: peroxisomal membrane. The coding region runs from base 1 to 1668 and encodes 555 amino acids. Gene Ontology annotation, molecular function: protein-macromolecule adaptor activity. Gene Ontology annotation, biological process: protein import into peroxisome membrane. The record is from RefSeq and is a predicted model, not a curated record.